Messenger RNA from Moneuplotes crassus, 1181 nucleotides. NCBI's taxonomy places the organism in Eukaryota, Ciliophora, Spirotrichea, Euplotida, Euplotidae. The record is from the annotation of a GenBank genome assembly.
GUUCAAAACGUGUUGUCCAUGACUUGUAAUAACUAAUGGUCUUAUUUAGAAAGGAUAUCAAUCAGACUCUUAAAUGGAGCAACAUUUUGCUCACUGAAGAGAACUUUAAGAAUACCAAAAGCUUUAGACAAGACAAGAGAAGGAUGAAUAAGGUUAUUAAGACUGAAGCUAAGGAGCCUCAGAGGCUCAGUCAGCUUUUAAGUCCAAAUUCAACUCUACGAAAGGCAUUACGAGCAUUGCAAAAUAGGAAAAGAGAGAAAACUACUAAGAUUUUCAGCCCCUCGCUUAAAUGAAAGGGUUUGAGACUGUGGCAUCGGAAGAGUACUCUUCACGUCUAUCCUCCUAAUAUAAAUAAUUUUCUUCGGAAAGAGAAAACAUGUAAAAGCCAAAGAAGUAGAAGAAGCAAAACAAAUUAUAUGGGAAUGCCAUUCGGGUUAUAAAAUCAGGAGAAUCCAGAAUUAUGAAUGAAGAUAUUCUUAAUGUCACAAGUCCAGCUUUCUCACAAACAUAUUUUGGAGGUACUACUUCUGGAGCCAUUGAAAUGCCAACGCUUAAUGAAAACAGUUCCACAAAAUAUCAAAACAUUGUUAAAACAAAGCGAAGUAUCAACUGCGGGCUUUUUGAAACACAAAGCACUGUAGAGAAGCAAGUGGAAGCCCCAGAAAAUCAUGAAAAAGAAACUGAUAUUCUAGAAUUUAUGAAUCAGCUUAAUAAACCUCAGAAGUUAACCUGAUUAUUAUCUCCAAAAACUCCGAAUAUGAAUCGGCUAACUAAAUUCAAGAAAACUUUUAACACAAAUGGUGGUCUUGCUAGAUUAAUGAGAAACCAUUACUCUAAGCGAAACUGAGAGAAAAGCCAAAGAAAUAGCAAAUCAGGUAUUGGAAAUACCUCCGAACCAGACAUAAUGGAGUCUCUAGUUCACGAAUCAACUAAAAAUAUUAUCAUAAAGGAAAAACGGAUAAUAGCCUUUAAACAUCGAAGAAGGAGAGAUAUUAGAAGAUAGAAUUAAAACUAUAACAUCUUCGCAAGGAAAAGGUGGCCACCUUUGCCAUGCUAAGAUCUGCUACUAUUUUAGGAAUUCUAAUACUUUCUAGAUGACCCUAUCUUCUUCAACAAAGGUGUUCCACCUUUGUUGUAAUUAAGAUAUGAUAUUCAUAAACUUUAGAAACCAUUUUAUCUUU